Molecule: messenger RNA, 1989 nt
Organism: Phacochoerus africanus (Common warthog)
Lineage: Eukaryota; Metazoa; Chordata; Mammalia; Artiodactyla; Suidae
Gene: MMP12
Product: matrix metallopeptidase 12
Exons: 10
Coding region: 56-1456 (466 amino acids)
Biological process (GO): collagen catabolic process; proteolysis; extracellular matrix organization
Cellular component (GO): extracellular matrix
Molecular function (GO): metalloendopeptidase activity; zinc ion binding
Source: RefSeq, a predicted model, not a curated record
AAACUGAAAAGGAACAGCGAGUAAAGUGGGUGAAACCAUUCAGGAGAAGUGCAGAAUGAAGUUUCUUCCAUUGAUCCUGGUUCUGCAGGUCACUGCUGUUGGAGCUGUUCCCCUGAAUGAUUUAAGCCCUGAAGAAAAUCAUGUGGUAUUUGCUCAGAAGUUCUUGGGAAAGUUUUAUGGGCUGACGAUAGAAACAACGCCAAUGACAAAAAUUAAAGUCAAUGGGCACUCCAUGGAGGAUAAAAUUCAGGAAAUGCAGCAGUUCUUGGGGCUAAAUGUGACUGGACAACUGGACGCACCCACUCUGGACAUGAUGCACAAACCUCGAUGCGGAGUGCCCGAUGUUCAUAAUUUCAUGUUCAUGCCAGGGAGACCAGUAUGGAAGAAACAUUUUCUCACCUACAGAAUCAACAAUUACACCCCUGACAUGAGGCCUAAGGAUGUUGACUACGCCAUCCAGAAAGCUUUUCAAGCAUGGAGUAAUGUGACCCCCCUGAAAUUCAGAAAGAUUAAUGCAGGCGAGGCUGACAUCAUGAUAAAAUUUGCACUUGGAGAGCAUGGAGACUUCAAUUCUUUUGAUGGCCAAGGGGGAGUCCUAGCUCAUGCUUUUGCACCUGGACCUGGUAUUGGUGGAGAUGCACAUUUUGAUGAGGCUGAAAUCUGGACUAAAAACAACAAAGGCACAAACUUGUUCCUAGUUGCUCUUCAUGAGCUUGGCCAUUCCUUGGGUCUUGGCCAUUCCAAUGAUCCAACAGCCAUAAUGUUCCCGUAUAUUAACUACAACUCAUUUCAUCUCUCUGCUGAUGACAUACGUGGCAUUCAGUCUCUCUAUGGACCCCCAGAAAAACAUCAACCCUCGUCAAAUCCUGACAGUUCAGACCCAGCUACUUGUGACCCCAAUUUGAGUUUUGAUGCUGUCACUACAGUGAGAGAUAAAAUAUUUUUCUUUAAAGACAGGUUCUUCUGGUGGAAGCAUCCUGAGCGUCCAGAGAGGAGCGUUAGUUUAAUUUCUUCUUUAGGUCCAAACUUACCAUCUGGUAUUCAAGCUGCUUAUGAAAUUGGAUUCAGAAAUCAUGUUUUUCUUUUUAAAGAUGAUAAAUACUGGUUAAUCAGCAACUUGAAACCACAGUUAAACUAUCCCAAGAGCAUAUAUACUUUGGGCUUCCCUUACUCUGUGAAAAAAAUUGAUGCUGCUGUUUUUAACCCCCGUAUCUAUAAGACCUACUUUUUUGUAGAUAACCAGUUUUGGAGGUAUGAUGAGAGGAGGCACUUCAUGGACCCCGGCUAUCCCAAAUCGAUUACCACAUAUUUCCCAGGAAUUGGGCCUACAAUUGAUGCAGUCUUCUAUUACAACAAACAUUACUAUUUCUUCCAAGGACCUGAUGUGCUUGAAUAUGAUGUCCUAUUCCAUCGUGUCACCAGAAGGCUAAAAAGCUACACGCAGUUUGGUUGUUAGGAAUGAUAUAAUGAGUGAUGUUUGUCAACUUCAGUUCAAAAAGCACUUACUGCAUACUUCCUAUAUGCCCAGUGCAUUGCCUGGUGAUAUGUUAUCAUAAAAUAAGGUAAAAUCUACAGGCCACAGAUAAGUGAUUACAUAGAUAAAUGAUUAUACAAAAUACAUAAUAAGAUUCUUCAAUUUCGAAAACCCUCAUUGUCAAUUUUUACUGGACUCAACUACUAAGUUUGAAAAGAGACACCUUCAAAGGUCAAGAGAACAUCCUGUUUCCUCACAUCUUUGAACAGUGAAAUUAUAAUUAUUUCUUUGCCUUAACUAAAUCAAAAAAUGAUUCAUUUAUAUAACCAUUAAAUGUUUCAGCAAGGGUAUCAUUUUAACUAUUUCAGAGUAAAUACUUAGAAUUUUUUAAAUGAUAAAAUAAGUAAUACAUAAGUAAAUUAUAUAAUUAUGGUAAUAAUGUAACUUCGUUCUGUUGUCAGUGUUGAUUUUUCUAAUAUCUUAUAUAAUAUAUAUUUUGCUCAAAUAAAAACUUU